AUGCUGCUGAAGCGAAAGAACAAAACAAACGGUUCCACGAACGGAGGAGACGACGAGGCUGAAGGAAGACAAAUAAAGAGAAAUAAAACAAACAUUUCCACGAAUCGGGACUCCGUUGCAUCAUCUACUACAUCGGAGCUUUCACGCAAUCCCAGUCCGACCCUGCCAUCAUCAUUACCCUACAACAGAAGAAGAAGAAGAAGAAAAAGAAGAAGAAGAAGAAGAAGAAGAAGAAGAAGAAGUACAAGUGCAAGUAGAAGUAGAAGAAGAAGUAGAAGUAGAAGACGUAGCAAUAGAAGAAGAAGUAGAAGUAGAAAUAGAAGAAGAAGAACAGGAAGAAGGAGAAAUAUAAAUAUAAGUAGAAGAAGUAGCAAUAGAAGAAGAAGUAGAAGAGAAGUAGAAGAAGAGGCAGAAGUAAAAGCAGAAGCCAGAAAUCUUUGUUCCCUCAGUGGCUCCCAAUCAGGGGGUUCAUUUGAUUUUUAA
Molecule: messenger RNA, 483 nt
Organism: Macrobrachium nipponense
Lineage: Eukaryota; Metazoa; Arthropoda; Malacostraca; Decapoda; Palaemonidae
Product: protamine-like
Exons: 1
Coding region: 1-483 (160 amino acids)
Source: RefSeq, a predicted model, not a curated record